Diplodia corticola is the source of this 1176-nucleotide messenger RNA. RefSeq names its product short-chain dehydrogenase reductase family protein. The transcript has 2 exons. Lineage: Eukaryota; Fungi; Ascomycota; Dothideomycetes; Botryosphaeriales; Botryosphaeriaceae. The record is from RefSeq and is a predicted model, not a curated record. The coding region runs from base 1 to 1176 and encodes 391 amino acids. Gene Ontology annotation, molecular function: oxidoreductase activity, acting on the CH-OH group of donors, NAD or NADP as acceptor.
AUGGCCGCCGCAACAACAACAACAACAACAACAACAAAACCACCAACAAACCCAAAACCACCCAAAACAACCCCCCCAAUCACACUCCCCCACCACCCCCCCUCCCGCCGCCACCCCACACCCUGGUACCACCCCCUCACCCUCGACCUCCUCGCCGACAUCGCCAACCGCAGCCUCCUCCACCCCUUCAUCGCGUGCCUCAUCCCGCUCUGCCUGCGCGCCGUCGGCACGCCCUACGCCUGGCCGCGCUUCCAAGCGGCGUGCGCCUACGCCAUCGCCGUCACGCUGUGGACGCUCGUCGUGCACGUCGCGGGGCGGCAGCACGCGUUCGGGGCGGCGCGGGCGGUGGCGCUGGGCGAGGACGAGGUGGUGGUGGUGACGGGUGGGGCCGGGGGGCUGGGCGCGCUGGUGGCAGAGGUGUAUGGGAUGAGGGGGGUGAGUGUGGCGGUGGUGGAUGUGGUGGAUGGGGAUGGUGAGGGGGACGGGUGGGAGGAGAAGGGCGUGGCGUAUUAUAGGUGUGAUGUCGGGGCGAGGGAGGAGGUCGAGGCCGUGUAUAGGAGGAUUGUGGACGAUCUUGGAACGCCGACUGUCUUGAUCAACAACGCCGGCGUCGUGAACGGCAAGCCGCUGCUCGACCUGUCGCCGGCCGAGAUCGAGCGCAACUUCCGCGUCAACCUGCUCGCCCACUUCCACACGCUGCAGACCUUCCUCCCGGGCAUGCUCAAUGCGCGCAACGGCGGCACCGUCGUGACCGUCUCCAGCGUCCUCGGAAAGGUCGGCGCGGCUUGCUUGUCCGACUACACGGCGGCCAAGGCUGGCCUGAUUGCCAUGCACACCUCUCUGCAGGCAGAGCUCAGGCAAUCGUCCAAUCCUGGCGCGAAGAACAUCAGGACCAUCCUGGUGACUCCCGGCCAGCUGGGAACCCAAAUGUUCGGCGACCUCGCCACCCCAUCCGGCUUCCUGGCCCCGAUUGUUGAGCCUGUCCAAGUCGCGCAGGCUAUCAUCAAGAUGGUCGAUGCGGGCGAGGGAGGCGAGAUCAGUUUCCCACUCUACGCAAGAUGGAUGGAAUGGAUGAACGUCUUGCCGUCGGGACUGCAAUGGAUCAUCAGAGGGGCCAGUGGCGUCGACAGCGCCAUGCUCAGUUUCGGUGUUGACAUGAACAAAAAGAACACAUAA